AUGCCCACCCAACCCUUCCACGUCGCCAUAGUAGGCGGCGGCCUCGGCGGCAUAGCGCUAGGCAUUGCCCUCAAAACCCGCAACAUCCCCUUCAACCUCUACGAAUCACGAGGCUCCUUCACCGAGAUAGGAGCAGGCAUCAACCUCGGACCCAAUGGCUAUCGUGCCCUCCGCCUCAUAGAUCCCUCCCUCGGCGACAAGAUCUUCAUAUUAGCAACCCGGAACCCUGCGCCGCACGAACAUCUCUGGAUGAUCUUCCGCCGUGGCGCAGAGAUCAAUGGUCACGAGGAUGGGGAAGUGUUGCUCGAGCUUACGGCGCCUCCUACGGGGACCAUGACGCUGCAUCGGCAGGAGUUGCUGGCGGGGUUGGCGGAGACGAUGGGGACGGAGAAUGCUAAGUUCAAUAAGAAAUUGGUAGGGUAUGAGCAAGAUGAGGAGGGGGUUGUGAUGAAGUUUGCAGAUGGCACGGAAGAGAGGGCGAGUGUGCUUGUGGGGUGUGACGGCGUUCAUUCGAGAGUUAGGGCAAGAAUGUUUGGGGAAGACAAUCCUGUCACGAAAGCUUCUUUCACUGGGUCGGGGGCGUAUCGAGCUGUAGUGCCGAUGGAGAAGGCGAUAGAGGCAUGGGGCGAGAGUGCAAGAUUUGCGCAGGUUACGUUAGGGCCGGGUGGGUAUUUCAUCUAUUACCCAGUGAACGGAGGCAAAUUUGUGAACUGUGGUGCUUGGAUCCGGAAGAAUGGGACUUGGGAUCAUGCUGAGUGGGUCGUGCCAAAUCAAGGCGAGCAGUUCAAACAAGACCUCAAGGACUGGGGUCCACGCAUCCACAGCAUGUUAAAGCACUACGAUCCGAACCAAGACUUCUGGGCCUGCUUCGAGCACGGACAUCAACCAGAUCACUUUCACGAAGGUCGGGUGAUCCUCAUCGGGGAUGGAGCCCAUGCUAUGCCUCCGCACCAAGGGCAAGGUGCAUCUCAGGCUGUGGAGGAUGCCUAUGUUCUGGCUGAAGUGCUUGCUUCCAUUGAUGAUGGUGAUCUUUCAAACCGCACUAUUGAGGCUGGCUUGAGGGCAGUGAGCGAAACGCGAACGCCACGAUCUUCAAAGGUUCAUGCGUAUAGUUCGCAUGCUGGUCUGAAUUGGUACUCAUUCCAUGAAAAUAGUCUGAAUGCUGCUGAGCAGAAAGAGUGGACGGAAGGUGUAAGGGAGCGCCUGCGGUACAUCUGGGAUGUCGAUCUGGAGAAGCAUGCUGAAGAUGCAAAGCAGCUUUACCGAAUCUUGAUAGAGGGGCCUGGGGAUCAAGGUGCCGCCGGUGGCAGUCUGUGA
Molecule: messenger RNA, 1317 nt
Organism: Fulvia fulva
Lineage: Eukaryota; Fungi; Ascomycota; Dothideomycetes; Mycosphaerellales; Mycosphaerellaceae
Product: 6-methylsalicylic acid decarboxylase atA
Exons: 1
Coding region: 1-1317 (438 amino acids)
Biological process (GO): secondary metabolite biosynthetic process
Molecular function (GO): FAD binding
Source: RefSeq, a predicted model, not a curated record